Molecule: messenger RNA, 1479 nt
Organism: Fundulus heteroclitus (mummichog)
Lineage: Eukaryota; Metazoa; Chordata; Actinopteri; Cyprinodontiformes; Fundulidae
Product: olfactory receptor 142-like
Exons: 1
Coding region: 309-1235 (308 amino acids)
Biological process (GO): G protein-coupled receptor signaling pathway
Cellular component (GO): membrane
Molecular function (GO): G protein-coupled receptor activity; olfactory receptor activity
Source: RefSeq, a predicted model, not a curated record
GGGGACUCAUUGAUGUUUCCAUACUGACUGUGGGAAGUAGGCUGUUUGUGUCUCAGUGUUUUAAUGAAUCUCUGGUGCUUUGAGAGCUUCAUCAGGAGAUGGUGCUGUAGAUGUUGGUUCUUAUUUCCAGUUACCAUUGGCUUCAGCCUUCAGCCUGAUUAUGACUGGAUGAUGGAAAAUACUCCCAGUAUUAUAAAAUUGUGUUCAAUGUCUAGGAUGGAAGCUGUGGUUAAAUUCAGUUUAAUUUGCGAGACCAUUUAACUAAAGGAAACAUUUUCAUGCUCUAACUGUUGGGGAUGUGAGACGUUAUGAUAAACUCUUCACAGGUUUCAUUUUUUUUUAUGACUGCUUAUAUUGACUCCACGGCUCUGACAUAUUUAUAUUUCGUUGUCAUCUUGCUUUUGUAUGUUUUCAUAAUCUUCUCUAACGUGCUGCUGAUUGUGGUGAUCUGUGUGAACAGCAGCUUACAUGAACCUAUGUACAUGUUUCUGUGCAGCCUGUUUGUGAAUGAACUGUACGGCAGCUCAGGCUUGUUCCCCUUCCUGCUGGUCCAGAUCCUCUCUGAUGUUCACAUUAUUUCUGCUCCGCUCUGCUUACUGCAGGUUUUUGUUGUCCAUUCAUAUGGAGCUGUUGAGUUUUUAAACUUAGCCGUCAUGUCGUACGACCGGUACCUCGCUAUCUGUUACCCUCUGCAGUACAACACCAGAAUGACACCUAAAAAGAUCGCCGUGCUGAUCGCUCUGGCCUGGUUGUAUCCGUUUGUAGCGAUGUCCUUCAUGAUGUCUCUGGUACCGGUGAAGCUGUGCCGGAACCAGAUUAACAAAGUCUACUGUGACAUGCACUCUCUGGUCAAACUGGCUUGUACGGAGACGGCCUUAACGAACAUUUAUGGUCUCACUGCUACGUUCAGCACCAUCUUCAUCUCGCUGCUUCUAAUCCUCUACACCUACAUCAAGAUCCUUGUUGUGUGUUUCUCUGGAUCCAAACAGACCCGUCAGAAAGCUCUGAACACCUGCACGCCUCAUCUGGCCUCCAUCUUGAACUUUUCCUUUGCUGGCAGCUUUGAGAUUUCUCAGAGCAGAUUUAACAUGAGUUUUCUGCCAAACGUUCUGCGGAUUUUCCUCUCACUCUACUUCCUAACUGCCCAGCCGCUUUUCAACCCGCUGAUGUACGGCCUGAAGAUGUCAAAAAUCAGAAAUGUUUGUAAAAAUCUUCUUCUGAAUGUAAAAUACUGACAUGCUUUUAUUUAGAAAUAAUAGUAAUUGUUUUAGAAACUGAUGUUGAAUCUUAAAACAAAUCAAAGGUUUUAUUCCUGCUUAAACAGAGGACUAUUAAAGCAUAUUUUCACAAACAAACCUUCAUUCAGUUAUGCGUGUUUUUGGACAAAAAGAGUCUGAGGAAGGUAUUUUAUAAAGGUAUCCAGAAGAAAAUCAGCAUAUUGUGAUUAUGGAUUAUGUUGGUCUGUAGGAGUUAAACUGA